Megalobrama amblycephala (Wuchang bream) is the source of this 3456-nucleotide messenger RNA. It is a transcript of the gene ppp2r5ea, whose product is annotated as protein phosphatase 2, regulatory subunit B', epsilon isoform a. Bases 512 to 1918 code for a protein of 468 amino acids. Gene Ontology annotation, molecular function: protein phosphatase activator activity. Lineage: Eukaryota; Metazoa; Chordata; Actinopteri; Cypriniformes; Xenocyprididae. The transcript has 14 exons. Gene Ontology annotation, cellular component: protein phosphatase type 2A complex; nucleus; cytosol. Gene Ontology annotation, biological process: signal transduction; protein dephosphorylation. The record is from RefSeq and is a predicted model, not a curated record.
CAGCGUUCCAUCAUACUAGGUUUACCGGUCUGUUUUGAGCCAGGAAAAAAUUGGCACAGAGCACUAGCACAGCCUGCUAACAUAUACUUGUGAUAACAGGUUAGCAAUUAGUCGCUAUUUGAGUGAGUUUAGCAGUAAGGAGAAGGACAAUCUGACCUUAGUGACCAACAUCUGGGUAUGUAGUCGGUCAGCGAAUGUGUAUGAAUGUGGCUUUUGGUGCAGGCUGGGACGGCAGCUACAGGGAUUAGCUGUACGGGGAGCUCCUGCUAGCAGUGCAAUGCUGACAUACCUUCAGGCGGCUUGCUAAUUAUCUCAUAAACGGUGAUUCUGGUGUGUCUUCAGUCGGGAAAAUCCUCACCAUUCAUACGCGGAUUGUAUUCCAAAGCCGAGACCGGUUUAAAUAGUCCGCAAGUGAAGCGUUCGAGUUAGCUGGCUAGCUGGGUCGCCUGCAAGUACAAGGUUAGCUGUUAAAAACGAGCCACCUGGACCCGAGAACCAUCGAGAGAGGGCUAUGUCUUCAGCAGCCACCACAGCCCCGUCGGUGGACAAGGUGGACGGCUUCUCCAGGAAGUCUGUCAGAAAAACCAGGCAGAAACGAGCACAGAGCUCAUCCCAGUUCAGAUCUCAGGACAAGCCCAUAGAACUGGUGCAGCUGCCUCUGCUGAAAGAUGUUUCUGCGCAGGAGCAACCAGAGCUGUUCCUCAAGAAGCUGCAGCAGUGCUGUACCCUGUUUGACUUCUUGGACACACUUUCUGACCUCAAAAUGAAAGAGUAUAAGCGGUCCACCCUUAAUGAGCUGGUGGACUACGUCACCCUUAGCCGGGGCUACUUGACUGAGCAGACCUACCCCGAGGUGGUCAAAAUGGUGUCCUGCAAUAUAUUUCGGACUCUUCCGCCUAGUGACAGUAACGAGUUUGACCCAGAGGAAGAUGAGCCCACGCUGGAGGCCUCAUGGCCACACUUACAGCUUGUUUAUGAGUUCUUCAUUCGCUUCUUGGAAAGUCAGGAAUUUCAGCCCAGCGUUGCCAAAAAAUACAUUGACCAGAAAUUUGUAUUACAGCUCUUGGAGCUGUUUGAUAGCGAGGAUCCGCGGGAGAGGGAUUGCCUGAAGACAGUUCUGCACAGAAUCUAUGGCAAGUUCCUCGGCCUCAGGGCCUUCAUCCGCAAACAGAUCAACAACAUUUUUCUUUGUUUUGUAUAUGAGACCGAACGCUUCAAUGGUGUAGCUGAACUGCUGGAGAUUUUGGGAAGCAUCAUCAAUGGUUUUGCGCUUCCUCUCAAAGCUGAACACAAACAGUUCCUUGUGAAAGUGCUGCUGCCUUUGCACACUGUGAGGAGCUUGUCUCUCUUCCAUGCCCAGCUGGCCUAUUGUAUUGUACAGUUCCUAGAGAAAGAUCCCACGUUAACAGAACCUGUGAUCAGAGGCUUGUUGAAAUUUUGGCCAAAAACCUGCAGUCAAAAAGAGGUUAUGUUUCUUGGAGAGUUGGAGGAGAUUCUAGAUGUGAUUGAGCCCACUCAGUUUGUUAAGAUCCAGGAUCCACUCUUCAAACAGAUUGCUAGAUGUGUGUCCAGCCCCCAUUUUCAGGUGGCAGAGCGAGCCUUGUACUACUGGAACAAUGAGUACAUCAUGAGUCUGAUUGAGGAAAACUCUAGCGUCAUCCUGCCUAUCAUGUUCGCUAGUCUCUACAGGAUCUCCAAAGAGCAUUGGAACCCGGCAAUAUCUGCUUUGAUCUACAAUGUCCUCAAAGCAUUCAUGGAGAUGAACAGCGCUUUGUUUGAUGAACUCGCCGCCAAUUACAAAUCAGACAGGCAAAGGGAAAGGAAGAAGGACAAGGAACGGGAGGAUCUAUGGAGGAAGCUGGAGGACCUGGAGCUCAGACGGGGCAUCCAGAACAGCGACGGUGUCAUUCCCACCUAACACGGACCUCGCCUCCAACCUUCUGUUUGACCCCAACCAAUCCCUUUCUACUCUUCCACAGGGACCCCUCUUUGCUUUUCAUGCUGCGUACUUUACCGCACACUCCCUCAUUCAUUUCCUCUCUUUCAACAGCACUGUAAAUAAUCCUCUCCUUCUUUCCUGUAUCAUACUACUACACUGAAAGGAAGAAGAAAAAAAAGAAAAUUUGAAGAGAGACUUAAUGUGCACUCCUUGUUGUAAAAAAAAAAUAUGGUAAAAUGAUAAUCAACUAUGGUCAAAGGAUAUAUUUUAAAAAAAACCUUUCAGUUCAGAAGUUGUUCAGUGUCUCCAUGUCGAUAUUGUUCUCCAAGGAAGUGCCCUGGGACUUUAGGGUCUGUGCUCACCCUGCGAUUAAAGGAUCCCAUUGCCACCACAAUUUUUUUAUUUAUUUUUUUUUAAUGAAGAGAGACUUUUCCAUCUAGACAUAAUUUGACUCCCCUGACUCAGGGGACACAAACCAGAAACCCAUGACGUGAAUCUAAGGAAAACAGAAGUGGGGAGAAAAAAAAAAAAAAACAUUAAACAUCCUCUCUGUGGUGUGCAUUUUUUUUUUUUUCUUUUACAGGAUGAUCAGCCUGGUCCUUUACUGUACAUUAUGGACAGGUGCUUUUCGCUGACCAGGAAGCUUAACGUCCAAGAUGGGCCGCAGUCGGCUACGGUGGUUACCUGUGCUCAAUAAAGAGGACAAACCUCUCCGAGGACCUUUAUUUUUUUAACUUGUGAACCAGGUAAUGAUCUGGUCAUAGUUUCAUGCUGUCUGCUGUGGAGACUCUUGGGAAUUCCCAUGUGGAAAUUCAGUAGUAACCAAGAGUAUGUCAAGCUCAGUUUCUCCGACACUAGUAAGGACUUGUGGAAUUUCGGUGGCACACAGUGUUCAGAGCUCAUCCAGUGUUUUUAAAACCGUUAAGUGACAUAUAUUUUUCGUAAAGAAUAUUCUGGACAUUCUUCUCAUGUUCCACCCAGAUUACCACUGCUCGUCUCCAUUAGUUUUCGAUUUCAGAGGUGGUUGGAUGUCGUCUACAUGACCGAGAAGAGGUUUUUCUUUCUGUUCAUGGAGUGUUUGAAAUGAAAUCCUGCUUAUAUUGGGGUUUUUAGGGCCUAUGUAGGUAAACUCUGAUCUGGUAGGUCAUAAUCUCUCUUCUGAAAUACCAGCCACCAGGGCAGGCUAGAACUAAACAGCACUUCGAGUUAGAUCAUUAGUUGUUCUCAUGGGACUUCAGCCCCCUUUCUUUUCUUCUUUUAUUUGAAGUCCCAACAAUCGUGGUUGUGGAUUUUACAUGUGAGGAGGAUGUAUUUUAUUAUAUUUUAUUUUUUUUGGCUUAAUCACGUGUCUCUCUUUCUCUCUUCCUUGUUUUAACUCUCCCAAGCUCAUUGUGUUUUAUGAUGGCCCAAGUUUGAUAUGUAUAAAAAAUUCAAAAGAAAGGGUUUGAUGAAUAGAAUAAAUCUAAUUAUUUUAAAAAAGAAAGAGAUAUUAAAUAAACCUGUUUUUUUGUGAUAAA